Molecule: messenger RNA, 2720 nt
Organism: Anoplophora glabripennis (Asian longhorned beetle)
Lineage: Eukaryota; Metazoa; Arthropoda; Insecta; Coleoptera; Cerambycidae
Product: vanin-like protein 3
Exons: 10
Coding region: 237-1622 (461 amino acids)
Source: RefSeq, a predicted model, not a curated record
CAGUCCCUGUUGAGUUGUUUAGCAUGGUACUGGGUACGCCUUAAAUCGAACGAAGUUGCAUACAGCGAACUAAUAAACACAACUAUUUAAAAUUUCAUAGAGUAUAAACAAGUGUUAAUAAAGCAGCAUAAGUUCUAAUUACUGGUAGCCGUGAAAUGUAAAUGCUGUUGUAUAGGAAAAUAUAUUAAAAUUCAACUUUACUUCAAUUUUGUGUCACAGGACGAUUAAAGUUGAAAAUGACAUGUUUGAAGCAACUCGGAUUUCUUUUCUUAGGUUUAUUAUUGUUUGGGAAGCUAGAGGAAUCUAAUGCUCAGAGUUACAGGGCAGUUGUGGUACCAUAUGCACAGAAAGAAGAACAGAUUCCAACUGUUGUAGUAAAUGAUAAUACAAGACAGUAUGUUUCUACCAUAACGCAAUUGAAAGAUGAUGCAGACAUAAUAGUAUUUCCUGAAAAUGGCAUAACUUCUACAACACCUGUUGGUGACACAAUAUCUCAUAAUAUACCUUUCAGUAUCGUGCUACAACCUGGAACAAAGACAAAUUUUAACGAAGAUGUAUUACCUAAUAUAAGUUCCGCGGCAAAGUCGAAUAAGAUGUAUGUCGUCAUAAACGUAUUGGAAUUUCACAAUGCAUCAAAAGAAGAACUUUAUAGCACGGAUUUAGUUUUUGAUCCAGAGGGAAAACAAAUUGCAACAUGCAGGAAGAAAUACCUUUAUAAAGAACAAUUUUAUAGUAAAGGAAACCCCAAUCAGGAUUGUACUUUUGAAGCAUACUUCCGUAGAAUAAAUGUUAAUGUUACAUUUGCUAUAUUAUUUGAUACUGAUCUGUUGGUAGAAACUUCAGAUAAAUUCGAAAAAAUACACGAUGCAGUAUUAACCUCCUCAUUACAAAAUGAAUUGCCUUUGCCCUUUGGUGUCAGUUUACAGCAGGGAUUUGCAGUAAGAAAUAAGGUUAAUUUAUUGGCUGCUGGAUAUGCAGAUUCCAGUGAAGGUUAUGGAGGAAGUGGUAUAUACUUAAGGAAUGGAAAAAGUAAAGUUGUGUUAACUUCAGAAUCGCUUUUAAACUUAGAUGUGCCUGUAGAUCAGAAACCAAGCGAUGUUAUAAACGUUGUGGUGACUCCACCUGACAAACCAGAUAUAUUACAAAAAGUUAUCUACAAAAAUCUCCCAACGUCUGAUAAUUCAAGUUACUGUACUUUUCAUAUGGAUCCAAAAGACAUGCAGCCCUACAGGUGGCUGUCAUUUACAAAUGGUACGGAGUUGUUGGGACAGCAGAAGAACUUUGUAUUUUGUGCAUUGAUUAAACCUGAAGAAAGUAAAGAUCAACCAAAAAUUGUCAAUAAUUUAACCAUUGUAGUGAAUUUAAAAACAGAUACAAUAGAGCAAGUGUUACCACUCUCACUUGCUUCAGGUUCGAAAAUGGUGCCAGCUAAUUUUGAGCUCAAAGAAGAAAAGAAAGAAGGCGUAGUAACUAUUACAAUGAAUUUGUCUGAGCCAAAAGAUCUGUCAGUUUUCGGAGUAUUAUUUACCUUGAAAAAUAGUGCUUCAGUAUUCGUCUCGCACGUGUUAUUUGUGAGCUUUUUACCUUUACUUUCGAUUUUGUGGUCGAAACUUAUCAUUUAAGUCUCAUGAAAUAUAAUCGGAAUCCUGCACAUUUUUAAACAUGAAAUCGGCAAAUUAUCAUUGAAUGCCCGUGGAGAAGUUUUGAUUUUAUAGUAAAUGAGAUUGAUAUACAAAAAUUACUUUUGAUACAGAUGUUUGUGCAUUAAUUUUAGGUUGACUGAAAACUAAAGAUCUGUAGUGCCAAUAUUAGCCAAUUCAUAAAAAAAAAAUUCACAAGUAUUUAUGUACUGGUAUGUUUAAACGAUUUUUUGUGGAGAUAUUAAUUAUACAGAAGUACUUAACUUUAUCGCAAACGUGACAAAAACAUAUGAAUAACUAGUUGCCGUAAAUAUUGCAUAUAAAAGUCGACUGAAUUUCUCAUUCAAACAUUUAUUUUUUUAUAAUAUUGACUGUAAAUAAUUGAUUGUCUCGAAUUUGCAGCUAAGAUUUCUAACAACGAAUUUCAGAUUUUUGUUAUACCAUUCAAUAAAAGAUGACAAUGUACGAAUUUCAUUGUCUAUCAUACUUUUAUAAUAUUAGACCUGAUAUUAACAUUUUGCAAUCAACAAAAUAAUUAGGUACAAAUUGUUUUCACAUUAGUUACGAAAAUAUGAUGAAGUGUAAGUUUGUUAUUAAUAUAUCUAUGUUUACUGUUUAAUAAGGUAUUGAACUCGUGGUAUCAAAAUACUCAGUUUCUUGAAAAAAGAAUACUUAAAUCUUUAGGUAUAUAUAUUGUACUGUGAAUUGAAGUAAAAAAAAUAUGCAAAUAAUUUGGGUGACAAUUAUGGUAAAAAGGAUUUUAAUGUGCAGGAUCCUUAAUCUAAGUGCUAAUAUUUAUGUAAAAGUACCAAAAGGUAAAAAUGAUUUAAAAUAUUUAUAUGAUAAAUAUCCCAAUUAUUGGCAAAAUAAUGAACGAUAAAAGUACAAAAAUGGUCGUAUUAUAUUUUAAAACUGCUCUGAAGAGAGUUAAAUUGAGUGAGAAAAAAAAUUGAAGUGAAUAAAUAGAUAGGUUUAUAACACAUAUAAAGUCCAUGACUUACUAAUAUAGAAGUCUAUUUCAACAAAAUUAGAAAACUACCUAUACAGGGUGGGCCACCAGUAACGCCUCGGUCGCUAGGG